AUGUCGAGUCCAUCCAAAAAUCACAGACCGCGCAAAAAGCGAAAGUCAAUCCAGACAUUGACUCGGAGUGCAACCAUCACCGAUAUUGUGAAGAUCGACUCGCAGGACAAUAUUGUCACCCCUGAGUUUCCUCUAGUGGCUUUCCUAUGGCCAGCCCGCGGCACCACGUCUCAAUGGGUUCUUUUACCCUUGAUCCUGAUGAUCGUGGGCCUGUUCCGCUGGUGCGUUGGCCUUUGGGGCCAUUCGGGCUACCAGAGGCCUCCCAUGCAUGGUGAUCUCGAAGCUCAACGACAUUGGAUGGAGAUCACAGCGCAUUUACCCGUAUCAAAGUGGUACUUUUACGAUCUACCACACUGGGGGUUGGACUACCCUCCCUUGACAGCAUACCAUAGCUGGCUCUGCGGCAAGAUCGGUUCUUUCUUGGAUCCAACAUGGUUUGCCCUGGACGAAUCUCGUGGUCUGGAAACACAAGACCUUAAGCUGUUUCUGCGCGCCACCGUUAUCGUCUCAGAGUAUUUGAUCUAUAUCCCAGCUUUGAUCAUUCUACUUCGACAUUUCAGCCGGAGCCAGGGGACAGGAACAACGGCCUCCUCUAUCGCACUUGUAGCCAUUUUGAUGCAGCCUGCGACCAUCCUCAUCGAUCACGGUCAUUUUCAGUACAACACAGUAAUGCUCGGCUUUGUCGUAGCGACACUAUCCAGCAUAUUCGCUGGACGGCUCCUAUGGUCGUGCAUCUUCUUCGUUGCUGCUCUUGGCUUCAAGCAGAUGGCCCUAUAUUACUCGCCAGUCAUCUUCGCCUUUCUCCUAGGAUCCUGCUUCUCCCCAUCACUCAGACUCGGUCGACUCGUAUCAAUCGGGUUGAUCACGCUGCUUGCCUUUGCGGUACUACUUGCACCAUUACUGUUGGGUUCGCUCUACGACAGCUACAGGAAGAUAACACCACCUGGAUCGCUACCUCCAGCACCUUUCCUCGCCGAACACCGAGUAUCUCUGAACCCGGAUAAUCCAUUUGAUAUGGUCCUACUUCAACUCAGCCAGGUGGUCCACCGCAUGUUCCCCUUUGCGCGCGGAGUAUUCGAGGACAAGGUGGCCAAUUUCUGGUGUUUUGCCAACACCUUCUACAAAUUGCGAAAUCUCCAGAAACAUAUCGAGCUUCCACGACUGUCGGCUAUUGCCACCCUUCUAUCGAUCUUCCCUCCUAUGCUUGUCAUUGGUGCUGUGCCGAAGAAGACUCUACUGCCCUAUGCCUUGGCGACAUCUGCAUGGGGAUUCUUUCUCUUCUCCUUCCAGGUCCACGAAAAGUCUGUUCUUCUCCCGCUGUUGCCGAUGACUCUGCUGCUCGGCACUCGACAAGGUCUGAGCAAGGAAUAUCGCGCGUGGGUUGGCUGGGCGAACAUCCUGGGUGUCUGGACCAUGUAUCCCUUGCUCAAACGUGAUGGUCUUACAGUUCCCUACGUUGUCAUUACCUUCUUGUGGUGCUACUUGCUAGGUCUCCCACCGACCAGCGUUGGCGCUUACCACGAUCCUGAGCUUGAAAAUGUGCCCGGCCGUCCGCUCGCUCCGGACGAGUUACGCACACCAACGAAAAUACUGCAUUUCCAGACCUAUAUUAUCAUGGCGUUCUGGCACUUGCUGGCAGCAUUCGCAUCUCCACCGGAAGACAAGCCUGACUUGUGGAUUGUGGCGAACGCGUGUGUGGGUGCGGUUGCUUUCGGGAUAUGUUACCUGUGGUGUCUGUGGAAGUUGGUGUCCGAAAGCGGCCUGCUCGACGGUUACUUUGGAAAUGAAGAUGCAGAUGAGCAUUCUCCGCCUGGGAAAGACCGAUCUGCUACGCCAGAGAAGAAGACCAAAUAA
Messenger RNA from Exophiala viscosa, 1854 nucleotides. Its product is annotated as alpha-1,3-glucosyltransferase. Gene Ontology annotation, cellular component: endoplasmic reticulum membrane. The record is from RefSeq and is a predicted model, not a curated record. Lineage: Eukaryota; Fungi; Ascomycota; Eurotiomycetes; Chaetothyriales; Herpotrichiellaceae. The coding region runs from base 1 to 1854 and encodes 617 amino acids. The transcript has 2 exons. Gene Ontology annotation, molecular function: dolichyl pyrophosphate Man9GlcNAc2 alpha-1,3-glucosyltransferase activity. Gene Ontology annotation, biological process: protein N-linked glycosylation.